Trichoderma gamsii is the source of this 210-nucleotide messenger RNA. RefSeq lists its product as hypothetical. NCBI's taxonomy places the organism in Eukaryota, Fungi, Ascomycota, Sordariomycetes, Hypocreales, Hypocreaceae. The annotation marks the transcript as partial. The transcript has 2 exons. The record is from RefSeq and is a predicted model, not a curated record.
GAUUUUUUUUUAAAUGUAGUAGUAGAUCGACUUGAGACAACGGGUGGAGUUGCCAAGGUGUUUUUCAAUAUCGACGCUAGCGCAAACCGCUGGCUGAACAACCGACAAAAUGAGACAAAUGAUAGCGAACCUGAACAAAAGAAAAAGGUUUACAACCCCCAAAUAGCUUCCCCCCACCUUGUCAGCGGCUUCAUCCAGACCAGAGGCUGA